AUGCCAAACAAAGCCACAUCCUCAAGCAAAACCGACAAGCCACAAGAUGCAAAAUGGGGUAUCAAAGGAGUGGUCAAAACUCUGCAACAGCUCUAUAAUUCGGCAGAGAGCGCCAAGAACAAGAUCUUGCGUGAUUUGGACGAGACUGUCAGGAGAGGCUUGCAAGAGGAGAAGAAGAAUAAGAAGAAGGAAAAGGAAAAUGAGCAGUCUUCAAAGAAGACGUAG
Molecule: messenger RNA, 225 nt
Organism: Penicillium alfredii
Lineage: Eukaryota; Fungi; Ascomycota; Eurotiomycetes; Eurotiales; Aspergillaceae
Exons: 1
Coding region: 1-225 (74 amino acids)
Source: RefSeq, a predicted model, not a curated record